Arachis stenosperma is the source of this 1071-nucleotide messenger RNA. RefSeq lists its product as uncharacterized. Gene Ontology annotation, molecular function: RNA-DNA hybrid ribonuclease activity; nucleic acid binding. Lineage: Eukaryota; Viridiplantae; Streptophyta; Magnoliopsida; Fabales; Fabaceae. Bases 1 to 1071 code for a protein of 356 amino acids. The record is from RefSeq and is a predicted model, not a curated record. The transcript has a single exon.
AUGGCGUUUGAAUGGAUCCCUGCGUGUGAAGAACCAUUCCAGCACUUCAAAGAGAUCCUGACAGCACCCCCCGUACACGGGAGGUCCAAAAACGGGGAACCACUUUACCUAUACCUGGCCAUAACGGAAGGAGCGCUCGCAGCAGUCUUGGUACGAGAAGAAGGAAGGACCCAACAGCCAAUCUACUUCGUGAGUAGAGCGCUACAGGGAGCAAAAACAAGGUAUAGCAAACUAGAGAAACUAGCACUGGCGCUCCUGACCUCUUCCCGCAGACUAAAGCAAUACUUCCAGGGCCACCAGAUCAUUGUGAGAACAGAUCAAGGAAUCUGCCAGGUACUUCAAAAACCCGACCUCGCGAGAAGAAUGAUGACUUGGGCCAUCGAACUCUCUCAAUACGACCUACGAUAUGAUCCCCGGCACACAAUCAAGGCACAGACAAUGGCCGACUUUCUGGUAGAAGUAACGGGGGACCCCACCGGGGAACCGGGCAUACGGUGGAGGCUCCACGUGGACGGAGCCUCCAAUCAAAAGUCCGGAGGAGCCGGGGUGAUCUUGGAAAGUCCUGCCGGGGUCGUAUACGAGCAAUCGAUCAAGUUUGAGUUCCUAGUAUCAAACAACCAAGCGGAAUAUGAGGCCCUCCUAGGGGGCUUGGCCCUAGCUCGUGAAGUCGGUGUAACAAGGCUUGAAGUGUGCAGCGACUCGCAGGUUGUCACCUCGCAUGUAAACGGGAGCUACCAGGCCAGAGACUCGUUGCUACAAAAGUACCUGAAAAAGGUUAAAGAACUGAGCAGCCAGUUCGAGGAGAUCACAAUCCAACAUGUCCCGAGGGAAAGAAACACACGAGCGAAUCUCCUAUCCAAGUUAGCAAGCACAAAACCAGGAGUAGGCAACCGAUCUCUCAUCCAAGGCAUGCUAAAGGAAUCGGCAGUUACGCUCCAUCUGACAAAGGCAAACCCCUCCUGGUUGGACCCAAUCGUCGACUUCCUCAAGAGCAGCAGACUCCCUGACGACAAGAAAGCAACCAAAGCGUUGAGAAGGGAGGCAGCCAAGUACAUAACCAUACAGGGAUAA